AUGGCCCCGACUUCAGACCCCUCACACUCUUUCCAGAAGCUCAGACUCGACACCUCGACGCCGCGCAAGCCCGUCGCCUCGACCUUUGCCUCUUUCGCGCCCCUCUCCCGCAAAGACUCGCCCCACGCCGGCCAUGGCCCAUCGCAGCUGACUGCCGAGUUUGAGGCUGCUCAGGACGCAAACUCAUCCUCCCAUGGCGCCUACCCCGCUGACCACCAGGGCGACUUCGGCCAUGUCGGCUCCCUCGCCGUAGGCAGCAGCGGAAGUGGCAGCGACGAUGACUACCUGGCCCGCUUCCGCCAGCGCAAGACGAGUAUCAGCUUCAAUGACGAGGUCCGCCUUGACUCUGGCGAAGGCGUCGGCCUGGGCGUGCCAGUCCCCAAGAGUGCACGCCAGUCGCGCCACCCUGAAAACGGAAGCUACUCUGAUGAGCAGGACUAUCUCGAGCUGCCUUAUUCGGCACGCAGAGGCAUGCAGUACCGCGUCGGAGGCUCUCGAUUUCCCCUUGCCCAGGCCCCCAUUGACGGUCUGGCACGAGACAACGAGUACCCCGACCAGGUUGCAUCGCUGACGUCGGAUGCUACGGCCUCACCACCACUUGACGAAGCACAAACGCCGCUGGAGACCCCGUCCGACUAUGUGCUUUCGCCAAUGCAGGCCACCUCACCCUUGGAGUUUCCGCUCUUCUCGCCUUCCCCACGGCGCAUUGGCUUUCCUCGAAACAAGAGCUUCCGGUCUGAGAUUGGCGAGGAUGGAAGCAUCAGGCGUGCUAGUCGGCGAUCAUCCACCCGCUCUGGCCGCUCCCUGUCAUCCAUGUCACCGGCUGCUUCUUUCCUUGCGCGCUACAAGGCUUCCGAGGCACCCAUCAGACCACCCCAGCCGGAUGACGAGGGUCAGGGCAUUGGCUACGACAGCGAGUACAUUAUCGGAAAGCAAAUUGGCUACGGCGGCUUUAGCGUUGUCAAGGAGGUUACGAGCAUGGAGAAUGGCAAACCCGUUGUUGACGCGGUUAAGAUUGUGCACAAGACGCAGCAAAACAAGUCUGAGCUGGAGAAUGAGCAAAUUCAGACACAGUUUGACCACGAGGUGGAGAUUUGGCGCUUUCUACGGCAUCCUUAUAUCAUUCCCCUGCUGAGAGUGUACACGACCGACUAUGCUACAUUCUGCAUCACCAAGCUGAACAGGGGCGGAACGUUAUUUGAUCUGAUCCGGGAGACACGCAAGAAGAAGGCAAACGGGCUCCCAGCACACUUGGUCAAACGCUAUGCCUACCAGCUUGCAUCGGCCAUGCGUUACCUGCACAAUGACGUCCAGGUUGUGCAUCGUGACAUCAAGCUCGAAAACUGUCUCAUCGACAUGACUGUGCCCAAUGCUGAGAGCGAGGGCGGCGACGUCCUUUUGUGCGAUUUCGGCAUGGCCGACUUCAUCAUCAGCGACCAGCGAGAUGGACCAGAGCCGCAACCUCUUGAUGGAUCCGAGACCAGCACGUCGAUUGCUGGCAGCUUGCAGUAUGCUGCUCCCGAGCUCUUCAGCACAUCUGGGCCUGUCUUCUCUCCCGCGGCUGACAUGUGGGCAUUCGGUGUAGUAGUGUACGCUCUGCUCACCGCCACUCUGCCCUUCAACGACGGUCUUGACAUCAAGACCAUGGAGAAGAUUCAAAGCUGCCAAUGGGAUGAAGAGGCGAUUCGCAACUCGGAAGCCGCCCAAGAUGGCUGUAUCGAGGACGCGCUGGCCCUGGUCCGGGGUUGUCUUGAUAUUGACUGCGAGAGGCGCUGGAAUGUCCACGAUGUGUUGGACUGUGCUUGGCUUCGCGGCUGUGCAGAGCGCUUCGAGAACGUUCCCCGUCCAUGGGUUGCCCAGUCGUGA
Molecule: messenger RNA, 1866 nt
Organism: Bipolaris victoriae FI3
Lineage: Eukaryota; Fungi; Ascomycota; Dothideomycetes; Pleosporales; Pleosporaceae
Exons: 1
Coding region: 1-1866 (621 amino acids)
Biological process (GO): protein phosphorylation; intracellular signal transduction; microtubule cytoskeleton organization
Cellular component (GO): cytoplasm
Molecular function (GO): ATP binding; tau-protein kinase activity; protein serine/threonine kinase activity
Source: RefSeq, a predicted model, not a curated record